AUGAUACCGAAGAUAGUUUGGUUUGGCUAUAAAAAUUACGAGGUAGUCGACAAAAAACGAGUUGCAAUCUGCAAAACAUGCGGAUCGAAGAUUACAGACGGAGCUGCCACAACGUCCAACUUUGUUCGACACCUGAAGUUGCACAAAGAAAGGUAAGUUUUGAACGAAUGCUACGCACCUUAUCGGAUGUACCGUAACUUACUAGCUAGCUGCUGCAUAUUUACUGUAUCAACGAGACAAACGCACGUCUCCCUUGCUGGUUCAUGCUUACAAAAAUAUGGAUUUUUGAACUGCUAUUAUAUGGACAUUCUAAAACGCUUUCGUGAAAAACGCUUAACGUUCUUUAAUGUACUAAGACAGUGUUAUUAAAAGACCAAACUCUGUAAAUAUCAUAUUAAUAAAGUAUACUAUGUACAAAACAUCAGAUGAGCCCAGAAUAUGAACGCAAACACGUUUAAUAACACGUUGCGUUUUCCUCCCAUAGAAAACUAUUAUAAGAAAAGGCUUAACGUGUCUUAAUAUACUGAGACAGUAAUAUUAAAAGACCAAACUAUAAAUAUCAUAUUAAUAAAGUAUACUAAAUGUACAAAACAUCAGAUGAGGCCAGAAUAUGAACGCAAACACGUUUAACAACACGUUAAGUGUUUUCCUCCCAUAGAAAACCAUUAUAAGAAAAGGCUUAACAUGUCUUAUGUAGGCUACUAUGUAUUCUGGGCUCAUCUGAUGUUUUGUACAUAGUAUGCUUUAUUAAUAUGAUAUUUGCAGAGUUUGGUCUUAUAAUAUUACUGUCUUAGAAUAUUAAGCAUUAAGCAACGUUAAGCGUUUUUCACGUUAAGCGUUUUAGAAUUCAGUUUCAGAGUUGCUGGUGUGCUGCCUCAUUGAGGUCGUUUAUGUAAUUUUGGUUAAUCACAACUAAGCUGAACUGUCGCUGAAGACAAAAUAUCACAAUUAAACAAUGAAUGCACCCCCUUUCACAACUCGGAUGUAGUUGGUGCAUCCCUAAACCCAUCCAAGUACAACAGGAAACAUAGUAAGACGUAUACAUUGUAAAGAGGAAAAUGAUAACACAGUCACAGUAGAUCCACCAUUAGCCUUCCCUUUUCAUAUCAUGCCCAAACAGCAGACAGCGCAUGGACAGAGUGCUACCGUAGUCUACAGUAGGUCUGUGAGGCAGCGCACCACUGGGAUAUAUACAGUAUAUAAUAAAAUAAUAACGAUUAUAGUAGUAAUGUUCAGAGAUGCAAUAGAUUAUUAUAGUGCAGUUCUUAACUAAUGGGAAUAUUGUUUAGCUUAUUUUUGGUUUAAUUUGGUUUACUUUAGUUAUUUAAUUUAUUCAAUUAUUUUGUUUUUCUAUACUUUUCAUGCCAACUUGCCAUGGCCCCCCUAGAACCCCCUCGCGGCACCCAAGGGUCCCCGUCCCCACUUUGAAAACCACUGCUAUAAAGCAUAUGACUUCAGUUUCUUGAGGGAAAGGGCUUUCUUAUGAAUUUUGAAGCAGUGAAAAUAUUCUUAAUAUUGCAUACACUGACACUGAAAUGUAUUAUCGUAAACCGUAGUGUACAAUAGGCAAUGAAUAUUAACACAACAACAUUGAUAUGAGUAAAGAGUAGUUUCAAAUACAACAUGUGUGGCUGUAAAGGAUUUUCUGACAUCUGUUUCAUAUUCUUCUCUGUUACAGGUAUGAAGAAUACCAGAUGAACAAAAUCAUCGUAGAUGAACCACAACAGCCUUCAACCUCACAAUUCCUUGACACUCGUGUAGGGCGUUACAGCCUGACCCACCCACAGCAGAAGGCCAUCUCCAAUGCGAUACUGUCUGACUUGAUUAUUGAUUGCAAUUUCCCUCUGUCUAUUGUGGAAAAUAAGAGCUUUCGUCACUUUCUGGCUGUGCUGGACAGCAAGUAUACCCCAGUAUGUCGCCGAACGCUGACCACAAAAACAGAGAGCCUUGCUGAGGAGAGACGGUCAAAGUUAAAAACUCAAUUGAGCAACACUGACCAUGUUUCAGUCACUGUGGACAUUUGGUCUGAUCGAAAGAUGAGGGGAUUCCUUGGUGUCACUGUGCACUGGAUGGAGCGAGAUGCAGAGAGGGUACAGCUAAAGACUAAUCUCUUGGCCUGUGUCACACCCUGGUUCUGGGACUCAUUAUUGUUGAGCCAGGGUGUGUGCAGUCUAUGUGGUUUGGUUCUAUGUUGGGUGUCAAGUGUUGUAUUAUGUUGAUUAGUGAUAUGACUCCCAAUCGGAGGUAACGAGUGUCAGCUGUCGGCUCGUUAUCUCUGAUUGGGAGCCAUAUUUAUUCUGUAUGUGUUCUUGUGGGCAUUGUGGGUUAUUGUUCCGUUUCUGUCAGUUUAGCAGAGGACUUCACGAAUCGUCGUUUGUUUUGUAUUUUUGUGCUUUAUCGAUUAAAGUUAUCAUGUUCACUCAACGCGCUGCGCUUUGGUCCGUUCAUUCAUCAGACGAUCGUGACAGCCUGCAACCGCUUCAAAGGCUCUCACACAGCAGAGCGAAUCUGUGACCAAUUUGAGGCAAUAUGUGAUGAAUACAACAUCAAAGCUAAAUUGGACUAUAUAAUUAGUGACAAUGCUGCUAACAUGCGCAAGGCAUUUACAGUCUGCUUCCCCAGCGAACAGGAGGAAGAUGAAGAUGCUGGAGAUAAUCUUGAUGAUCCUGAGCUAUGGCAUGACUUAACCCAAGAAGACCAGCAAACCGUCGAUGCUGCUAUGGCAAAGAAACAGCGCCUGCAGUGUUUUGCACACACAUUGCAGCUGGUUGUGGGAGACGGUUUGAAAGAAACAAAAGCGGCAUGUCCUUCUCUCUCCAAGUUAUCAAAACUUAGCUCCCUGCUCCACACAAGCACAACGUUUAAAGACAUCUUCGAUGGUGAAUUUGGGGAGCACAGAGGCAUCCCUGCUGCAGUGAGCACGAGGUGGAAUUCCACACUGCGGCAGGUAAAAGCAGUCCUUCAUUGUGAUCAGCAAAAGCUCUGCGCAGUUCUUGAGAAGGCCGGGCAUAAAGAACUGUCAUUCACACCACGAGAGUGGAAUCUGCUGAAGGAGUUGGUGGACAUCUUAAAACCGUUCGGAGAAGCAACUGAUUUGACACAGGGGGAGAAAGUCAUUACAAUCAGUGCAGUUGUUCCAUCCAUCUUGUCCCUCAAUCACCAUCUUGAGAAGCUGAAGCCUCAAGUUCGUUUCCUGAGUGGCCUGGUCAGAGGUCUGCAGGCAUCCCUGAAAAAAAGAUUUCUUGGGAUCUUCAUUAAUGUAAAAAUGGCCCAGUCUCAAGAAGGGAUCACUGCCCCCUUUUCAGACACAGUCUACCUGAAAGCAGCUGCCUUGGAUCCAGCCUUUUGUCUGCUGUGGAUUGAGCCCCAUGUGCUGGUCAACCGUGACAUCAAGGCAGAGGUGGCACAACGAGUUAAAGGUAAAUAUUAUUGACUUGCAAUGCAACUUAAAUGCAACGUACAAUAAUUUGAUCUUAAUCUGAUAUAGGAUCUAAUGUGAUAUUAAUCUGACUUUAACAAUAAUAAAAAAUUUCAGUCUUGAACAGUAUCAUCAACAUCAGAAAUAAGGGCUCUUUUGUUUCUGCUGUUGUGACACGUUUUUAUUUUUAUUUUUAGAAUUGAUCCUGCAAGAUGCUGCAGAGACAGAGCAGCCUGUGCCGGUGCCUGCUGAAGAAGAACUAGAGGACAUGGAAGGAGAAGGGCUGUUUGCUGCAUACCAUAAGAGGCAGAAAAGGGAUGUUGGGACCCCACCAGCAGUACAGCUAAGUCACUACAUUGACAUGGCAGAAGGACAGAAUGCCCUUUUGUUCUGGGCACUGAACAGUAAGACUCUUCCUUCACUCUUUCAAGUAGCCAUCCGAGUCUUGGCAGUGCCUGCUUCUAGUGCUCCAGUGGAGCGAGUUUUCAGCCAUGGUGGCAUCAUUCUGCGUCCCCAU
Messenger RNA from Coregonus sp. 'balchen', 3935 nucleotides. Lineage: Eukaryota; Metazoa; Chordata; Actinopteri; Salmoniformes; Salmonidae. The record is from the annotation of a GenBank genome assembly.